AUGGCUGUGGUUUCCAAUAGUCUGGUUUUUUCAAGCUCGAAACCAUCUCAAAAAUUUUCAGAGGCUUUGCAUGCACAAAAAUUGGAGUCAUCUUUUGUGGGUGAGAGCUCUAAGCUCAAGAAAGUGAACGGAUGUCUGCCGCGGAGUCCAGAUCGGCCUGUUUUGGUUAUCUCUCCGGAAUCUGUCCAGGAAGAUAUCGCUUAUUGGAGCCAACAUGUUUUGAUCUGCAAGUUCUUGGGUAUUCGGAUUCCUCUCUCGGCAUUAGAAUCUUGGAUCCGUCGAACCUGGCAUGUUGAGGGGGAUUUUGAUUUAUUGGUAGCUGCAAAUGGCUAUUUCAUGGUCGAUUUUUCUAGUAUCUCGGACCGUAAUCGUGUUUUUGAAGGGGGGCCAUAUUUUUACAAUCAUGUUGGCUUGUUCAUUAAGCCCUGGCAUAGUGGUUUUAAUGCGACAGAAGAUAUUCCUACUCGGGUUCCUGUUUGGGUGCGUCUUCCAUGGCUGCCGUUGGAGUUUUGGAGAGAGGAUAUUCUGCUUCGGAUUGCUGCUCUGUUGGGGAAACCGGUUGCCAUUGCUCAAAAUACUUUGGAGAAAAAGGUAUUUUCUUAUGCUCGCAUCUGCGUUGAAAUUGAUUUAAAUAAUCCUUUGCCAGACUCUUUGGAAUUUUUUAUUGGCUCGGCUUCGUGGAUUCAACCGCUUGAUUAUGAGUCCCUCCCUUUUCGUUGCCGCUUCUGUCAUGAGUAUGGACACCUUCAGCGCCAAUGUCCUCGGGCACCCAAAGCUGCUGGGGUGUCUUCUUCUCCUUCUUCUGGACCCUUGGUGGAGAAAGAGGACAAAGGGAAGGAAUCUGGGGUUGAGGGUGGGCCUGAUAAGGAUGGCUUUAUCCCUGUUAAGCAGAGAAAUAAAGGGAGGGGGCACAAGCGGGCCUUUAAGGAUAGUCAAAAUGAUCAGGGUUUCAAUCGGUUUGAGGUCCUGGAUAAUUAG
This is a messenger RNA of Cryptomeria japonica (Japanese cedar), 978 nucleotides long. RefSeq lists its product as uncharacterized. Lineage: Eukaryota; Viridiplantae; Streptophyta; Pinopsida; Cupressales; Cupressaceae. The coding region runs from base 1 to 978 and encodes 325 amino acids. The transcript has a single exon. Gene Ontology annotation, molecular function: nucleic acid binding; zinc ion binding. The record is from RefSeq and is a predicted model, not a curated record.